Melanotaenia boesemani (Boeseman's rainbowfish) is the source of this 2275-nucleotide messenger RNA. RefSeq names its product ephrin A4. Gene Ontology annotation, cellular component: plasma membrane. The record is from RefSeq and is a predicted model, not a curated record. The coding region runs from base 459 to 1052 and encodes 197 amino acids. Gene Ontology annotation, molecular function: ephrin receptor binding. The transcript has 5 exons. Gene Ontology annotation, biological process: ephrin receptor signaling pathway; axon guidance. Lineage: Eukaryota; Metazoa; Chordata; Actinopteri; Atheriniformes; Melanotaeniidae.
CCGGCACCGCCCUCCCCGCUUCCAGCGAUCCGCAGCCUGUUGCUGCCAAACCAGCUGACAGUUUCAGUUGCUAAUCUGUCCGAUUAUUAUUGCACUUAAUUUAACCUUUGAACUUAGGUAAUUUGUCUCCUUUUUAAGUCUUAUAUUUUGCAGUGAAGGGAUCUUAGCCAAAAAAAACAUCAUGUGGACUGUGGACAAACUCUCAGGAGCUUUCCACCAUGACGGUGCGCACCUUCCAGCAUGUGACUGUUAAAUCUUUGCUCUGGACCCACUUCAAUCAGUUUAACUUUAUGCAUCAUGCCGAACUGCAGCAGCAGAUGACCUAAAAGUGCGAGUUCAUUCAUGAGUUGGUGAAGCUUUAGGGAAAAGUUGUUCACCGUGCUCCUGUGUCAGGUCUCCUUACCUGAUUCAUCCCCAGUCGGGUGCAGAAUCUCUCCGCGGCGCCCAGCGAAGGCAGGAUGUGGACACCGGGAGCUGCGGCUGCUUGGAAAGCCACGAUUUUCCUCCUCAACAUCACCCCAGCUCUUGUAGCCAAAAGACAUGUUGUUUAUUGGAACUCUACAAACACAAGGUUACUAGCAGGAGAUUUGGCUGUCCAGAUGAAUCUCAAUGAUUACCUGGACAUCUACUGCCCCUACUACCCUGACAGGGGGGCCCUGGGUACUGAACAGCCAGAGACGCUUGCCCUCUACCUGAUAGGAGAGGAGUCUUUCAAAGGAUGUGUGGAAACCAUAGGGGCCAUCAAGAGGUGGGAAUGUAACAACCCCUUUGCUCCGUUUGGACCAGUGCGCUUCUCUGAAAAGAUCCAAAGGUUCACUCCCUUCUCACUGGGCUUUGAGUUUCUGCCAGGGAGACACUACUAUUACAGCUCUCUACCCACAGAUGAAGGCCCUCCUCUGCCAUGUAUGAAGCUGCGCGUCACAGUAUGCUGUGAGCCCACAUCAGAGGGUUCAAAACAAAUACAAGAAACUGUACCUCUAAGCAGAGGUUCAUCUUUGAGGACAGCUUCACCUCCACUCCUCAUCCUCAUUCUCCUCUUGCUGACUACCUGAUUUGGCCGUCCCCAUCGUUAACCUGUUUUCCAUGGGAGCAAGCACAAAGACGUUCCUGUACACAGUGCAAUCUACACACAAGCAAUGAAUUACUCAUUGCACUCUGUGCUAUAGUAAGCUAUUGCAAUCAUACAAAUUACAUUGUGGUUGUUUACCUGUGAAAUUCCAGACAGAAUCGUGUCUUUUCCAGAACAGGGCCACAGUGACUCAGGGACUGACACACUGAAUCACAGAGCUGCAUUUUGUGUUAUAUGUUUUUGUUCCAUCUGUUGUGCAAGUAGAAGGAGAUACUAUGUACACAGUUGGGACUAGUCAAGACUCAUAUCCCUGUCUGAUGCCAGAAGAACAGUGAGUGUCAGGACUUGCUUAAGUUUUGUUUUGUUUUUGUUUGUAUGUUUGUGGUUGUUUUCUUUUUGUUUGUUUUUUUGUUGUUGUUGUUGUUUUUUGUUUGUUUGUUUUUUUACCUUUUUUUUAUCAUUGUUUCAAAUUUUGUGUCUUGUUUUUGAUUUGUUCUGUUGCAUUUACAUCUUUUUGAGAACUUCCUUCCAGUUGAAAAAUGGCCAAAUAAACACAUACUGCUGUACUGAGCUCAGGUUGGAAGUCAGUGAGUUAGUGGGUGACUUUUGUCUUUUGCUUUUAUUGAUAUUCUGUACAUGGACACUGAUUUUUAACUGCCUUAUUUGCAACAGAGCAAGACAAAUUUGUAAUGCAUUUGUAAUUAAAUUUGUAAAACAAAGGCAUUUUGGGAGGAAAUGAAGAAUGUUGUAAAACAUAGAGGCUGGGCUGCUGCGCCCCCUGCUGGGAUUGAACUGGUUAUACUGGAGGUGAACUGGGUUGGCCAAAAACCCACAAACUGGACCCCAUUUUCUGGUUCUGUACAGUAAUAACAGGACCUGUGACAGAGUUUGCCCUCUGAUUGGGUGCUCUGUUAUUCCGUCUGUGGACCCUUCUCCCUGCCUUAAAACAAAGUGCAGAAAAGAGGGAUUUAUGGGUAUCAGCUCACAUCGCUUCGCUGAACACACUGAAUUCUGAUUGGUUGAUUCUGCUGUUGGCUUGGUGGAUGUAUAAAUGUGCUCAAAGAAAUUUUGUUGUUUUUGUUGAGCUUAAUUCUUUGUUUAGUUCAUAUUCUGCAAAAAAAAAAGUGAUAUUAAUAUUAUACAUUAUAAUUGUAGACUAGAGCAAGAAUCAAUGUUUUAAAUUUAAAUCCAUAAAAGCCUGCAUGA